Molecule: messenger RNA, 4290 nt
Organism: Pseudopipra pipra
Lineage: Eukaryota; Metazoa; Chordata; Aves; Passeriformes; Pipridae
Gene: CDS1
Product: CDP-diacylglycerol synthase 1
Exons: 13
Coding region: 278-1654 (458 amino acids)
Cellular component (GO): endoplasmic reticulum membrane
Molecular function (GO): phosphatidate cytidylyltransferase activity
Source: RefSeq, a predicted model, not a curated record
UCCGCCCCAGCCGCCGCCGCCGCGGGGUCGCGGAGCUUCUCCGCUCCCGGGCAGCCGCCUCCGGCCGCGCCUCCGAAGCCGCGGCGGCGUCCGCAGCCGGAGCGCCGCCUCCCCGGCAGCGGGGACAGCGCCGGGCUCCGAGCAGGAGGAGAAGGACAAGGAGGAGGAGGAGGCGGCGAGCGGGCUCCGCGGCGCGGCCUCAGCGCCCUCCCCGUCCCGACCGCGGCUCCGCCUGCGCCCGCUCCCCGCCGGGUGGGCGCUGCGCUCCCGCGGCGCGAUGUCGGCGCGGCGGCGGCGGAGGGCGGCUGCCCAGGAGCAGGAGGAGGAGGAGGAGGAGAAGGAGGAGGAGGAGGAGGAGGAGGAGGAGGAGGCGGGUAGCGACAAGGAAGUGGAUUUGGAAGAAAGACUUUGCGAGUUGGAUCUUAAAAGUGAUUCAGAUGUUCCUGAUGUUCCUCCACCAACAGACAGCACUCCAGAAAUCCUCAAGAGAGCUUUGUCAGGCUUAUCUGCCAGAUGGAAAAAUUGGUGGAUUCGUGGAAUUCUCAGUCUAGCUAUGAUUUCUGGUUUUUUUCUGAUCAUAUACCUGGGAUCAUUUAUGCUGAUGCUUCUGGUCUUAAGCAUCCAAGUGAAGUGUUAUCAUGAAAUCAUUACUAUUGGUUACAGAGUCUACCACUCCUAUGACUUACCAUGGUUUAGAUCCCUCAGCUGGUACUUUUUGCUGUGUGUGAACUACUUCUUUUAUGGAGAGACUGUAGCUGAUUACUUUGCUACAUUUGUACAAAGAAGAGAACAGCUACAAUUCCUCAUUCGUUACCACAGGUUUAUAUCUUUUGCACUGUAUUUAACAGGAUUCUGCAUGUUUGUUUUGAGUUUAGUGAAGAAACAUUAUCGUCUGCAGUUUUACAUGUUCGCAUGGACUCAUGUCACUUUGCUGAUCACUGUAACUCAAUCUCAUCUUGUCAUCCAAAAUCUCUUUGAAGGCAUGAUCUGGUUUCUGGUUCCAAUUUCAAGUGUUAUCUGCAAUGAUAUUACUGCUUACAUUUUUGGGUUCUUCUUUGGCAGAACUCCAUUAAUUAAGCUGUCUCCCAAGAAGACCUGGGAAGGGUUCAUUGGAGGCUUCUUUUCCACUGUUGUAUUUGGAUUUAUUUUUUCCUAUUUUUUGGCUCAACAUCAGUACUUUGUCUGCCCCGUGGAAUAUAACAGUGAAACCAACAGAUUUGUGACAGAGUGUGAACCUUCAGAGCUGUUUCAAAUGAAGAAGUACUCUGUGCCACCAUUGCUUCAGGCUGUGUUGGGAUGGGAAACAGUGCAUAUGUACCCAUUUCAGAUGCACAGCUUUGCACUGUCAAUAUUUGCCUCAUUAAUUGGGCCAUUUGGAGGAUUCUUUGCCAGUGGAUUUAAAAGAGCUUUCAAAAUCAAGGAUUUUGCAGACACAAUCCCUGGGCAUGGUGGGAUAAUGGAUCGCUUUGAUUGUCAGUACUUGAUGGCCACUUUUGUUCAUGUCUAUAUCACCAGUUUCAUAAGGGGUCCAAAUCCCAGCAAAUUACUGAAACAGCUGUUGAUACUUCAGCCUGAGCAACAAUUAAGUGUAUAUAAAACCCUGAAAUCUCACCUCGUUGAAAAAGGGAUUCUUCAGCCAUCUCUGAGAGGGUAGUUUGUUAAAACAGAGGACUAGAAGAAAACUUCAUUUAUGAGAAGCCUGUGGAAAAGCAUUGCAAAGGUGCACAUAAAUAAUACCUAUAGGAAGAGUAGUUUGUGGUCUGGAAAAGGUGAAUGUUUCCUGAAAUGAAUGUGAAUACUAUGACUUCUUACUAGGACACUACAGAUCUCUUACUCCUAAAAUAAUUCAAAUGCUUACAAAGUACCAGUACACAUGCUGCGUAUUUUAGUUCCUGAGGUGGAUGGGAGCAGUCUUCCUCCAGCACCCAGCCUGACAGUCUUUGUAGUUAAGGAAAAAAAAUAAUGAAAUUCCCUGUAAGUUUUUAAUGAGUUAUUUAAAACUGUAUAUCUUAGGAACACCUUUUUGGUCUCCAGUGGUUCCUGAAGUGUGAACACAUGAGGCAGGCAGUAACUUCUAUGUAGGCUGGUGCUGAAAUUCCUAUUGGCCAGAAAACACUUGUUAGCCUGGUCAAAGUAGUACUUAGAGCCUGCUGUAUUGGACUACUUGUUUUUUCUAAACCAUUAUGAAGGUUAAGCCUACCUCUGUUUUUAAUUUAGCAGCUUUCUUAUGAAACCAUUUCAUGCUUUCAAGAGAAAAGUACAUUCAUUGAAAUAUAGCUGGGCAGUUUGGGCUGUGGAACUACUAUUUUUUUUGGUUAGUGUUACACAUUAUAAACAAUUGUGUACAUCCAGGAGUAGAGAUUACCUGAGAAAAUGGAAUUCUCCUACCAGUAAACGGAUCAGGGAGAAUCUGGAGUUAAAGUCCUUGGUUUCCACAGCCUGGUCAGUGUCUGAAGACAGUAAUUCAAGCCUUAUUCCUUGUGCCUCUUAACUGCUGUGUAGAAUUGGGGUAUUUCCUUCUUUUUAAAAGCACUUUGAGGUCCUGAGUAAAAAGUGAAGUUUAAGUCCUACGUAUAAAUAUGUUUCUCAAUGAAGGCAGAAACUGUUAGCUCCUGAAUGUGCACAGUGCAAGACAGGAUGCAUGGUUCUUCUGCUGUUAUCAUUUAUUAAGAAGAUCCUCAAGCAAGCUUGGGUAACCACAGAGGGGUUUGAAUGGAGAAUUUUUAUAGAAAGCAGCUAUUCGGUUGACUUAGGGAGUAUAUGAGGAGCAUUAAUGCUCUAUAAUUCUCAAUCCUAGUUGUUUUAUAACUUUUUUCAUCAUGUGACAUGUCUUGAUGCAAAUAAAAAUAUGAACCUUUUUUGAAAUGACAAAAAUUACUCCUGUACAAAGAAAAAGCACAAAUGCCAAUUUUGUUUUCAUAUACUGUAACUUGAUACAAUUUCAUUUUUCCAACUCACUGUAAAUAAUUUCCUCCUGCGGUGAACGUACCAAGGCCACAUCUAUGUGUGUGUGUGUGUGUGUGUGUAUAUAAAUUAUUAAAAAAUGUAUGUAUAUAUAUUAAAGAUUAAAAUUUUAAAAGGUUGGUGCUACUUGAGGAUGCAACCGUGGAAAAAAUCACAUGGGUGGGUCAUAAGCCAUAUCUAUAAAAUUCAAACUGCUUUUUGUUGAACACCAUGUAGCUGAGACCACCGUGCACUCUGUUUUGCACUUGGGCCAUGGUACCGUGUGUAUGGAAAAGCACCCAUGUACAUUGAACAAAAUCCAGGCCUAAAGCAGUUCCUGUUGAUGUCAGGUAUUUGACAGAAUUGAAUUAUGUCUGACCUGGAGAUUGCAGUACUGUAUUGAAAGAACGCUCCAAGAGGUGAAAAAUGCCACCUGCUGCUUGUCCAUCGGUGGCUGUGUGACUUGGCUUGUUAAUUGGAGGGAACUGAAAUUCAGCUCUUACUCAGGAUAGGGAAUAACCUGAAGUUAAAAGGUAGCACAGCUACCUUUGGAAAUGUGCUUUAAAAAGAAGGGAAGGGAAAAUGAGGUGGUGACCAAAGUAGAAUACCUGCAAAACUAGCUUUUAGAUGAGGCUUUGGUUAUGUAUGGGACUUUGGUAGACAUUAUGAUAAAACGCAGCCAUACUGGAGCUAGCAUAUCUUUAUCCUGGGUAUUAAAAAAAAAUCUAAAUAUUUAAAAAUUAUAUAGAGAAUAUAUAUAUAUAUAUAUAAGGGUAAUUGUUACUUCAGAAACUUGACAUUUUUAGUGUACUUUUAUAGCAUGUAUAAUAAGAAAGUUAAAAUAUAUUUUAGUAUUUAAUACAAAAACAUUUGAAAUUAAUUGCUAUCGAUGUGCACAAUAGAAAAUUCAACACUGCAGUUCUGCUUUUCAGUCUUAAAAUGAAGAAGGGAUGAAUUGUAAACUCAGUCAUCAAUUUUCUAGAUAGAGUAAUAGCUUCCUGCUGGCUUAGGCUUGGUGUAAAUAAAGCUGAGCAGGACCUGUCACUAUGAAGUGACAACUACACUUGGUUACUACACAGAGCAUUUACCCCACUUGUCACUUCUGUUAGUUCAAGCAUUGCAACAUGAGAAACAGGAAAAUCUAAUUUUUACACCAGUGCUUCUUUUCACUUACACUUUUGUCCCAAGUUGUUAUAAUUACCCACUGAGCAAAAAAGAAAACUGUAUAUUAUGUAAAUAUUGUAAAUGGUAUGAGCAUAUAACGUCUGUUUUAGUUUGACUGUUUCAAUCUUUCAUUGAAGCAGGCAUUGUAAAAAAAUAAAUAAAUAAAUAAAAUUGUGACAGAAA